AUGGACUAUUCGUACCUCAACCAGGCGGCAGCUAGCUUUGACUCUAGCUGCCUCCAGGGUGGUAUGGACCCGACCGGGCUGGGCAAUAUGCCCUGCUCGUACGGGGAUCUAACGUCGUGCAGCCAGAUGUCGCAGGCAGCCUAUCGCUAUACGGCGGCCGCAGCGUCUAUGGCACGGUCGUACAAUCCCGUCGGCACUGGCGUCGGACCGGGUAAUGUGACGAUGAGUGCCCUCCACCAUGCAGCCGCUGCAGCCGGACCGGGGUCGCAAUGUUCGGUUAUGGGUGGCCGAACACACCAGGACGUGCACCGGGCCUCCAUGUUCCAGACUUCGAUGAAUUUGCAGUCGGGACUUCCGUACAAGGUGUACGCCGGACACGACUCGGUACUGGCGGAAAAGCGCAAACAGCGCCGGAUACGAACGACCUUCACCUCGGCCCAGCUGAAAGAACUUGAACGAGCCUUCCAGGAGACGCAUUAUCCGGACAUUUACACGCGCGAAGAGAUAGCGAUGAAAAUCGAUCUGACGGAGGCACGCGUACAGGUCUGGUUCCAGAACAGACGGGCAAAGUUUCGCAAGCAGGAACGCAUCGCCCAGCAGAAGGUGUCCAGCAACAACAGCAGCAGCAGCAGUAGCAGCAACAGCAGCACGAACGGCAGCACGAACAACGGUGGCACCGGUGGCAGCGCUAAUCAAGAUUCAUCGUCCGUGAAGAGCGAACAGAAGUCGUCGGUGAACGGUGGCAGCACGACCCCGAAGGACAUCAAACCGCCCGGCUCGCCCUGCCUGUCCGUAACGACCCUGUCUACCACGCCCAACUCGAGCGCCUCCUCCCACCAGUCGAACGGUGAUAUCAAACCAAUUAAUGGCAAACUGACAGACGACCUGAACGGGGCGAGUCUUCACAGCGGACCCAACCAUCAUCAUCUCGUGGUCAGCAACGGUACGAGCAACAACAACAACAGCCACCAUCACCACAACAACAACAACAACAGCAUCAGCAACAACAAUAACAACAACAACAAGUGGAACCCGUCCUGCAAUCCGCUGCUACAGAACCAGAAGGCAGCCAACCAUCUCAGCAUGAAUCAUAACCUCCAAAACCAUCAUCACCAUGCGGUGGCCGCGCUGUCCUCACCGUUUUCUUCGCUGCUGGGUGCGGCUGCUGGCGGUGGUGCGGCCGGAUAUCUGCUAGAUCCGCUCGGUGGACUGAACAAGACGACGGCCGCCAAUCAUCUGUUCUAG
Messenger RNA from Anopheles marshallii, 1245 nucleotides. Its product is annotated as paired mesoderm homeobox protein 2A-like. NCBI's taxonomy places the organism in Eukaryota, Metazoa, Arthropoda, Insecta, Diptera, Culicidae. The record is from RefSeq and is a predicted model, not a curated record. Gene Ontology annotation, biological process: regulation of transcription by RNA polymerase II. The transcript is spliced from 4 exons. Bases 1 to 1245 code for a protein of 414 amino acids. Gene Ontology annotation, molecular function: DNA-binding transcription factor activity, RNA polymerase II-specific; RNA polymerase II transcription regulatory region sequence-specific DNA binding.